AUGGCGCGCGGCGUGGCUGCGGCGAAGGGCGGCGGGGCCGCGGGCAAGAAGAAGGGGUCGGUCGCCUUCACGAUCGACUGCACCAAGCCCGUGGAGGACAAGAUCAUGGAGAUCGCCUCGCUCGAGAAGUUCCUGCAGGAGCGCAUCAAGGUCGCUGGCGGCAAGGCCGGUAGCCUCGGCGACUCCGUCACCAUCUCCCGCGAGAAGACGAAGGUCACCGUCACCUCCGACGGGCCCUUCUCCAAGAGGUACCUGAAGUACUUGACCAAGAAGUACUUGAAGAAGCAUAACGUGAGGGAUUGGCUACGCGUGAUUGCAGCCAACAAGGACCGCAGUGUCUAUGAGCUCCGGUACUUCAACAUCGCCGAGAAUGAGGGCGAGGAAGAAGAUUAG
Molecule: messenger RNA, 393 nt
Organism: Miscanthus lutarioriparius
Lineage: Eukaryota; Viridiplantae; Streptophyta; Magnoliopsida; Poales; Poaceae
Source: the annotation of a GenBank genome assembly